Umbelopsis ramanniana AG is the source of this 1001-nucleotide messenger RNA. RefSeq lists its product as uncharacterized. The coding region runs from base 52 to 921 and encodes 289 amino acids. The record is from RefSeq and is a predicted model, not a curated record. The transcript has a single exon. Lineage: Eukaryota; Fungi; Mucoromycota; Umbelopsidomycetes; Umbelopsidales; Umbelopsidaceae.
AACAUCAAAAUAUCUCGCCCCUCUUUCAAUCUUGGCCAAUAUCUUAUAUAAAUGUCUAAAGUCUACGUUAUUGGAGCUACCGGAGGAAUCGGCAACCAGCUGGUUAAGACGUUAUUGAGCCGAGGUGUCCAAACCACCAUAUUGGUUCGUGAUCCUUCCAAGGCAGCCGGACUGUUUGGCGAAUCUGAAAACUUGACGGUUGUUCAAGGUGACUAUGCUGACGACGCGGCCUUCAAGCAAUCAAUUGUCGGACACGAGAGACUUUUCCUCCUUGUCCAGGAUUUCAAAAAUAUGCCAGCCAUCAAGCGCAACUUUGCACAGAUUGCAUAUGCUGCAGGUGCCAAGCAGGUUGUCGAUAUCUCAUCUGGAUCUGUCAGCAGCCCCUGGAGACAGCAUCAAAUUGCUACUUCUCACUAUUGUAGCGAGGAAGCCAUCUUCAAUCUUCCCAACAGAGGUUCCUAUGUCGCUUUGCGUCCUACUCAGUUCUUCUCCAACCAUUUCUUUGGUGACCAUCAGACCAUCAAAUUUAAGAGUGCUAUCUUCGGCUCAGCCAAGCCCGAUUCCACAGUGCCAUGGAUCUCACCUACAGAUAUUGCCGAGCUUGCUGCCAACGUUUUGACAGAACCUAUUGAAAAGCAUGGUGAUAUGGUGUAUAGCAUGACUAGUGAGGUGCUGUCUGGUAACGACAGAGCUCAAAUUCUCUCUCGAGUUCUAGGAAAAGACGUCAAAUACCUCCAGAUUUCCGCCGAAGAACAAUACAAGGCAUAUGUUGAACGCGCCCAUUUUCCUCACAGCGUAGCUUAUGGGUUUGUCGACGCUGGUGAGAGUAACUUUCAGAUUAGCCCUGCUCUUUCCAUCGUCCUCCAUCGCCCUCCUCAAUCAUUGGAAGCUUGGUUGGAGCUCAACAAGGAUAAGUUUUAACUUGGAAGAAGGUGGAGCAUAUUUAUGUAAUAUAGCAUGACGUUACCCUUCACAAUAUACUAGAAAAUUGUAUUUACAUA